AUGUCCCCAGCGCAGGACGGCGCGUCUACUAGCGAGACAAGGGGUUCUUCUUGUGGCUUCGGGGCCAAUGGGGCAACCGGGGGAACAUCGACCUCUUGGGUGGUCGAGUCCAGCGGCGCAGCUCCCUUCGAGGCCGCCGUCGCCGGGACCGCAAUUUCUUGCGGUGCAACCGGCGAGGCUCUCGGUGGCUCGCCCGAUUCUUGCUGCCCCAAGCUCGGUAGUGCAGCGGCCUUCCGGAUUUUACAGAAGGACCGACAUAGAGCAGGCGAGAUAGUGCGGACUAGCCGCACUUGUAGGAUGAAUAGAAUAGGGGACGACGAGGAGCCAGGGCCCCACCCGCGGGUGGCAAGCCCGCGUUCCUCUAGGCCAGAACAGACGCACAGGGCUGAGAUAGAACUCGCGAGCAGGACCACCCAGGGCGCACGACAGCGACACCCCACCCCACCGGCCCCCACGCCUGAAGACUUAUGCACUGCGAUGAUUCAAGAAAAGCUCGAACAACUCCGCCGAGACCGCGACGCACGAGCAACCGAACUCGCAAAACGGCGGGACCAAGACGGCCCAACCACCAGUGACAACUCAUCUUCUGACGACUGCCGAACGAAGACUCAAAUUCCGACUGAACAACACCAUGCCAUGGACCAUCAUGAAGAAUCCAGCGACUCUGACGCACCAUUCCAGGAAGUCAGACGCCGCCGGAAAGGCACUAAACGCAGGAAAGCUGAAGAAAACACCCGCAUGCAAACAGAAUCGCGAGCUGUACCCACCACCAACUACUACGCACCACUACAGAAACAGGACGAACCAACGGCAGACCAACACCAGCUCCAGCCCAACGACACAACUUCUCAGCACACUCCAGCUCCACCGCCGCCGAAACCGAGAAUACCACCAAAGGCGAUACAUGCCUACCAACUGCGACCUACACCAUCCAAGGAGCCACAACAACCACCACAGCCGUCGUUUGCGGCGACACCGAAUGACUUCCCAUCUCUCCGAACACCCUGGAAGGCAGCAUCGUCAUUAUUUCAAACACCAUCUGAGCAACAACCAACUCGCCAGAAAAACACGGCGCGCCAACGACUGCACGAUCUUCGUCAACAACAACAGCAGCAACGAUCCAUGGACAACACUCUCGGACUGUCCGAUAUCAUCGCCGCGAUAUCUAACAUGGGCCCAAUAAUCGACUUUCUAAAAACCAAAAACGUCUUCGCCAUCAUAGCAGACACAGCUCGUAAAUUCAACAACGCACCGGAUAUGUCAUCUAAACUACUCACUCUACUGGAAGGAAUCAUGGCCUUUUUCACAGACUAA
This is a messenger RNA of Schistocerca americana (American grasshopper), 1314 nucleotides long. RefSeq names its product cell surface glycoprotein 1-like. The transcript has 3 exons. The coding region runs from base 1 to 1314 and encodes 437 amino acids. The record is from RefSeq and is a predicted model, not a curated record. Lineage: Eukaryota; Metazoa; Arthropoda; Insecta; Orthoptera; Acrididae.